GUUGGAAGAACUUUGAUCGAUCACCUAGUUGCGGAAUAAACACAAUCAGACAAUUUCCCGGAAAAUCACUUACCAGAGAUUCCCACAUUAACCGGAAGCAUAAUGGUUCACAAAGCCACCUACUGAUUGAUGAGACAGUCUCAAUUAUCAAAGGUUGCUCCACCAAACGACUUCUCCCCCUGUAACUCUUUCUUCGACAAACUCUGAAGUAGUUCCGAACCGUAUAUCAUCAGCAAAUGGAGGUUUCAAUGUUGGGUUCCUCACGGAGUUUCCUAUUAUCCUCGAAGACACACACACCGAAACCCACAAGCUCUUUGACAGAAAGAGGCCAAAGUUGUCUGAAAAUGAGAGUUGGUAAUCCAAUUAGGACAUAUUCAGUUCGAUCCCUCAAGUGCAACUCUGUCUCUGAGGAUUUGUUUGAGAGAAGUAGCCCACUUGAGGUUAAGAAAGAGCUAGAGACUUGCUUCGACCUCAUACAUAGGCUUGGGAGAGGGAUCCUCUACUUAGGUUCCGCUAGAAUCCAACCAAACCAUUCACAUUACCUGCAAUCACAAGAGCUCAGCAGAGAAGCAGCGAAUCUGUUGAACUGUACUACAUGGUCUGGAGCUGGACCAGGACUCAUGGAUGCUGUGACUAAAGGUGCUUUGGAAGCUGAGAAACCCAUUGGUGGCAUCAAAAUAGAAAAAGAAGCUGGUGAAUGGACUGCUUCCAAGGUUCAUCCUUACCUCCCUCCUCAAAACUAUCACACUUGCAGGUUCUUCUCGGCGAGGAAGCAUGGACUGGUGGACGCUGUGGUUAGGAGCAAUGUUUCUGACAAGACAGCGGUUAUUGCAUUGCCAGGAGGCAUUGGCACGCUUGAUGAGAUGUUUGAAAUUUUGGCAUUGGUUCAGCUCAAAAGGAUUGGAUCCGUGUUGCCGGUUCCGUUCAUUGUGAUGAACUAUGAUUCUUUCUACUCAAAGCUGUUUGAGUUCAUUGAGAGUUGCGAAGACUUGGGAACUGUUUAUAAAGGAGAAGUCUCUGCGUUGUGGAAGGUAUGCAACAGGAACUCUGAAGCUUUGACAUACUUAGCUGAGUUCUAUGAGUUGCCAUAUGGUUCUACAAAAUCUGAAAGUGAACUUAGAGAAACUACCUGUGGAUGAUCAUCCGUUUCUUAGCUCGUUUUGGGGGUUUCAACUUUUAAGAGAUAAUAUUUGUGACCAUGAACCACACUUCUGAAGGGUAUGUGUGUGUGUAGUUUAUGUAGUACCACUAAGAUUUCUCAUUGUUGUCACUUCCAUCUUGUGUUUAUUCUCUUAGCAUUACGUUGUAUUUUGAUAUGAACCUAUUCUCUACUCGGCCAUAACCGAGCCUUAAUAACUGAGAAGGAAAAAUUGUUAAAUA
Brassica oleracea var. oleracea is the source of this 1380-nucleotide messenger RNA. RefSeq lists its product as uncharacterized. NCBI's taxonomy places the organism in Eukaryota, Viridiplantae, Streptophyta, Magnoliopsida, Brassicales, Brassicaceae. The transcript is spliced from 4 exons. The record is from RefSeq and is a predicted model, not a curated record. The coding region runs from base 237 to 1139 and encodes 300 amino acids.